Messenger RNA from Hymenoscyphus albidus, 1556 nucleotides. NCBI's taxonomy places the organism in Eukaryota, Fungi, Ascomycota, Leotiomycetes, Helotiales, Helotiaceae. The record is from the annotation of a GenBank genome assembly.
AAAAUGACGACAGAAGCACAGAGUGCUUUUCAUUCCGCCCGGAACCCAAACUAACCAUGAUAAAAUCAUCACCACUUGCAUGGGCGAUGCACCGUAGACAGCGAGUAAAUGUGCUGCUCGGUCUCAUCGGCUUCAUAGCUGUCUGUCAUUACACCCUCUCGCUAUUCUCAACAAACAGCUAUCCCCAAAAUCGCAACCUGUCAAUGGUCACAAACACGCCAGAGAAAUCCGCGGGAUUUUCGCACAAAGGGCAACGACCAACGAAAGCACUAGUUGUUGCAAGUAUGUCAUCAGAUGACACUUCGUGGAUCCAGGACAAUAUUCGAGGCUGGCAAAUCAACAGAUAUAUUGGAGACUCUGAAGUUUCUCAUCCCAGGGUACCCAAAAACAAAGGCCGUGAGGCAAUGGUAUAUCUUUCAUACAUGAUCGAUUACUACGACACCCUUCCAGAUGUCAUGGUCUUUAUGCACAGCCAGCGGUAUCAAUGGCACAACGAUGACCCUUUAUAUGGUUAGUUUCCGUCCUCCAACGCAGAGUAACGCAACUUACUUACGAAAAUUCAGACGGUGUUCCCGUACUUCAAAAUCUGCAAAUCCCAUUCGUUUUAUCCCAAGGCUACGUAAAUCUUCGAUGCGUUUGGAUCUUGGGUUGUCCAGCUGAGUUGCAGCUUGACCCAGAAUUCAUAAACUCACCCGAACAAGCUUCUCAAACCACCCAACUAGAAUAUGGUAAAGCCUUUGGAGAAAUUUUCCCAAAUGAGACCCUCCCCAUGGUCGUUGGUGUCUCCUGUUGUGGUCAGUUUGCACUCACGCGAGAAAAGAUUCGUUCAAGGUCUCGGGAAGACUAUAUCCACUGGCGACAAUGGCUUCUGGAAACACCACUAGAUGACGCUAUUAGUGGUCGAGUUUUCGAAUAUUCAUGGCACAUUAUUUUUGGGAAAGAAGCAGUCCAUUGCCCAAAUGCAAAGGAAUGUUAUUGUAACGUUUUUGGGCUUUGCAACCUGGAGUGUGGGGAAGAAGGAACAUGUGGCAAUCGAUGGAUACUCCCACCUUCAUCGACUCUGCCACAAGGCUGGCCUGCCAGAGGAUGGAAUGGAGAAAGUCAAGAUGAGGAGACUUUAGCGCGGUUACGGAAUAGCUCGAUUUCUCCUACUUGAGUCUUCGAGGUUCGACUUAAAGACGAAAUUUUGGUAUGAGCAUGGGAAUAUCAACUUCCGAACCUUAUUGGGCCUCUACAGAAGUCGGGAAUCUGCUCACUGAACCUUGCCCUGGUGGUAACGGGGAGAUGGCCACCAAAUGAAAAAGCCUGUGGUUCGGUGUGCCGCGCUGCAGGAGAUUUUCCUCGAAUGGUCGCGACUAACGGGCAAAUCGCGUUGUGUUGAGGAAAAUGGAAUGGGAUCGUCGUCCCAUGGGUGGAAAUGAAUGUGGACAAGGCUUGUUAAGAUCGUCUAUAAAUUGUAACGUGUUAGCUCCAAAGUGCUUGGAACGACACCAUCGGGUUACAAACAUAGAUAAAACAAUAUGGCAAAUUUAAUAAAGAUAGACUAGAGAUAUGUG